AUCUGUGUGUUGCGCGCGCCAACCUCUCGAUCGAGAGGAAUAAGGUACAGUACUAGCACCUCACGAUGAAGAAGGAGGAGGACCUCGAGUCGCCGCUGCUGUCCGACGGCGAGCCGGCGCCGGCGGACUCCAAGGGCAACGCGUACGCGCUCGUCUGCACCCUCCUCGCCUCCCUCACCUCCAUCAUCUACGGCUACAAUCGCGGCGUGAUGAGCGGGGCGCAGAAGUUCGUGCAGGCGGACCUGGGCGUCACGGACGGGCAGCUGGAGGUGCUCAUCGGCGCCACCAGCGUCUACUCCCUCGUCGGCUCGCUGGCGGCGGGCUGGACCUGCGACCGCGCGGGCCGCCGCCGCGCCGUCGCCAUCUCCGCGGCCUUGUUCCUCGCCGGGUCCGCGGUCACCGCCGCCGCCGACGGGUACGCCGCGCUCAUGGCCGGGCAGCUCGUCACCGGCAUCGCGUGCGGGUUCGGGCUCGUCAUCGCGCCCGUCUACAUCGCCGAGAUCGCGCCGGCGAGCUCGCGUGGGUUCCUCUCCUCCAUCCCCGAGAUCGCCGGCAACUCGGGCAUCCUGCUCAGCUACAUCGCCGACUUCGCGUUCGCGGGCCUCCCCACGACGCUCAACUGGCGUCUCAUGAUCGGCAUCGGCGCCGUCCCGCCGCUCUUCCUCGCGGCGGCCGCGGUGCUCGCCAUGCCGGAGACCCCGCGCUGGCUCGUCCUCCACGGCCACCCCGACGAGGCCCGCCGCGUGCUCGCGCGCACCGCGGGGGACGCCGCCGUCGCCGACCGCCGCCUCCAGGAGAUCGUGACCUCAGUCCGGGAGGCGUCCAAGAACGCCGCCGUCUCCGGCGGUGGCAAGUCGUCGUCGACGGGCGUGUGGCGCGAGAUCCUCCUCCGCCCGACGCCGGCCGUCCGCCGCGUGAUGCUCGCCAUCGUCGGCCUGCAGGUGUUCCAGCAGGCCUGCGGCGUGGCGGCACUGGUGUUGUACGCGCCGCGGGUGUUCAGCCACGUCGGGAUCACCUCGGAGCGCGCCGUGCUCGGCGCUACCGUCCUCCUCGGCGCCGUCAAGACGGCGGCCAUCGUGGUCCCGCUGUUCCUCGCCGACCGCCUCGGCCGCCGGCCCAUGCUGCUCGCCAGCGCCGGCGGCAUGGCCGCGUCGCUCCUGGUGCUGGGCCUCUCGAUGCGCGCGCCGCCGCCGCCGGCGGCCUCGUGGUGGGCGGCGGCGACGUGCGUCGCGGCGGCCACGGCGUUCAUGGCGGCGUUCUCGCUGGGGUUCGGGCCGGUGAUCUGGAUGUACGGGUCGGAGAUCCUGCCGCUGCGGCUGCGCGCACAGGGGACGGGGAUCGGGACGGCGGUGAACCGGGUGAUGAGCGCCGUCGUGGGGAUGACGUUCAUCUCCAUGUACGAGGCGGUCGGCAUGGCCGGGAGCUUCUACAUCUUCGCGGCGUUCUCCGCGGCGGCGUGGGUGUUCGUGUACGCGUGCCUGCCGGAGACCAAGGGGAGAACCCUCGAGGAGAUGGAGGCGCUCUUCGACGCCGGUGCCAAGCCCUCGCCACGGGCGGUGCUGUCGUAACUCGUGAUCUGGGCAGCGACACGGAAGAAGCAGGUAAGUUGUCAAGGGUGUAAAAGACUGGUAAGACGCAUGGUUAGGGGGUGGGCUAGCAUAAAUGCAUAAUUGUUACUAGUACAGCGUGAUAAGGGCUCGUUUAGGAGGACUUUGGGUGUGGUUUUUCUGUGAAGAAAUUUUUUUUUUUGGCUUCGGCUUGUCUGGAUGGAAAAACGUUUGGAAAAACAGCUUCUCCUAGCUGUAUAACUAUGGCGGAACACCUCGGAUUAACUUAA
Setaria italica (foxtail millet) is the source of this 1837-nucleotide messenger RNA. RefSeq names its product polyol transporter 5. The transcript is spliced from 3 exons. The record is from RefSeq and is a predicted model, not a curated record. Gene Ontology annotation, molecular function: myo-inositol:proton symporter activity. NCBI's taxonomy places the organism in Eukaryota, Viridiplantae, Streptophyta, Magnoliopsida, Poales, Poaceae. Gene Ontology annotation, biological process: transmembrane transport. Gene Ontology annotation, cellular component: membrane. Bases 66 to 1568 code for a protein of 500 amino acids.